UGUCAUCUCUAUCACGUAGGGCAAGUCAAAACACGUCUAAACUCAUGCUCCUAGUCUGGACGCCCGUUUUCCUUGUGUUAUCAACACUACGUCUACAACAGCAAAGUAAUGCAGACCAAUCUUGCCCAACAUAUCCUUUCAGAGAAGGAAGGCGAACGCUCAGGAUGCUAGAUAAAACGAAGCGCGAUGUGAUACCAAGAAACGAAAAAAGAAUUGAAAGCCAAAGGUAUAUGUCUCAACUGCCAAGUCUAUUUAGACUCUAUCACACCGCGCUCCAGUACCGAGGGGUCAAAUUUGAUUUCAAAGUUGAAAGAGUGAAUAGCAAGCUGCCAGUUAUUACAGGUAUAGGAAGUAUCGAGGAGAAUCGAAAGAGCGAGAAUUGGAGUAAGUACACUUGGUACUUGAGAGGGAGCAGUAGCUGUAGCCUUGAGAAAGUUCGUGAAUACAAUCGUCGCUAUAACCUCCGAUACAACGUUCUUACUAACAACUGUCAGAAUUAUACAACAAAACUCAUGAUGUUCCUGAGAAGAUGUAGAUGUUAGUUUAGCUUUCUGAUACACAUUUGUGAAACUUUCUUUCAAUGCUAGUAUUCAUUGAACUAGAUGGUUCUAAUCACUA
This is a messenger RNA of Corticium candelabrum, 618 nucleotides long. RefSeq lists its product as uncharacterized. Gene Ontology annotation, molecular function: peptidase activity. Lineage: Eukaryota; Metazoa; Porifera; Homoscleromorpha; Homosclerophorida; Plakinidae. The transcript has 2 exons. Bases 45 to 542 code for a protein of 165 amino acids. The record is from RefSeq and is a predicted model, not a curated record.